AUGCGCUCUAAUGAGACCAAGAAGCAUGGGCUUAGCCCUUUGGCGUCUCCUGAUAGAUCAAAACAAGAAGAACAUGAGCAUCACCCUUCAAGGAGCUCGGCGGUAACGAGGGCUUCGCGGAAGAAAGCUGUGCAAAGCAAAAAAAAAUACAAAUUCGCACCUGUGGAUACGCUAACUAGGGGAGCUUCAUCCGAACCUCCUGUUCUGCAAUCUCUUUCUUUAUCGCAAGUGCGAAAAUCCAAAGUUGCUAACGCGCCGCGCGUAGAUCAUGAUCCCAAUCUUGUACCGAAGCCUCCGACUACACUAAAAGCUGUAUCCAAGCCCUCGAAAGCAAGUACCUCAGCAGUUGGAGUUCCAAAAGUUCUCGAAGAUGCUCCGCCAGAAGAAGUCAUAUGGCAGUACUCACCCUUCAAAAACCCCAGAGCAGACUUCUCUGACCGGGAUCGCGGCUACAAGUCCACAUCAGAGGACAGUGCAAUCGAGCAUGUGGUUAAAGAAUCUUCCACUCCUAUCGUUCCCAAUAAGUUUAAAAGAGUACUAAACUUUCCUCACAUGCAUGAUGGACAAGAGAUGCUUCCAGAUGCGGCAGUCAUGGCAAGUAAAAAGAGUUCACUCAGAACAAACUCAGUACCCAAGAGCUUUAGCUUACAACCUCCAUCCCGGGCCUCGACUCGUGAUAUUGACGAGAUAAUCAAUGACAUCGAAGAUGGAUUCGAGAUUAAGCCGCCCUUUCAAGGAAAAGACAUUCCUUCGUCCCCCACAAAAAUGGUGUCACAGCGCCUUCGGGAAAGGCAAGGUGGCAUACAGGAAGACUCUUUGCUGACAAAUGAUUCUUUGUUUGCUCAUGGAGGCACCAAAAGAGUCGAGGUAGAUGAUAAAUUAAGGUGCAGCUCAGAGGACCAUUGUUCCAAAGAGAACAAAGAGAGAACAGACAACGCCGAAAGCACCGGUGACGAAAACGAGGAAGAUGAUGAAGAUGACGAAUCGCUGAUUGAACUACUAACUCAAAAGUUCGUCAGCAACCCCAGUAAUGAACGGGGGCCAACAAAUCAUGAGAAUGAAGGAGCAAAUUCUCAACAAAGCAACUUACUGAGUUCUGAUGGCACGCAAGAUGACUCCUUGCUCGAGUAUUUUCAAUCAAGUGAGACAGGGCAACACAAAGCUGACCCGAGUUGUGCACCAGAGAAAGUGAAUUUCGAGAGUACCAUAGAAUCAGUUGAAGCUAGAUUUUCUCAGAAUGUUGUUGUACAAGAAAAUCUCAAUGAGUCAGAGAAGUGGCAAAGUUAUGUUGAGAAAGCUCUUUGCGCUACUUCUCGGGAGGGUAUGGAAAGGUGGGUUGUUAUUGAAUCAAAAGAGUUUCUUGUUUCCAACAAGGGGCUACAAAAGGUGCUAAAGUGCCUUGAUCAUAAAGGGUCCGUCUCUAACCUUGUGGUCAGAUCGCCUUGGUCCCGGCUAACCUUCAAAGAAGGCGACGUAGUUCACACAAUUAGUGGCUCGAACACAACAAACAGAAGACUUUUUUCAGAUGAUAGAGAUCCUGAAACUGGUAAGAUAAAUGAUAAUCUCCUCAUUUUAAACCCUGAUAUCCUUAUAUCAGCUACAACUGUCGGAAGGGCCGUUGAGUGCGAAAGAAGAGCACUGCUGUCGAACCAAAUAUCAGGACCGGGCGAACCAAGUUUGCCGGCCCUCGUCGGAAAUAUUGUUCAUGAGCUUGUGCAAAUGUGUCUCAAAUACAAGCUCGACCAUGUUCAUAUUUUGCAGGAGCGCAUGUCCUCCUUUUUGGAUGGAAUUCUCGACAAUUACGUGGCCGACAUCAUCAUGUGUCAAAGCACCAAGGAUGCACUUUUGCAGCAAAUAACGGCAGAACAUAUUCCAAACAUCAAACAAUUUCUGGAUGCUUUUGUGAAACGGGAUAAAAGCCGCACCUUUCCUAGUGCUCGCAGCUUCGCAAAUAAGCAAGAGAUGUCAAUCUCUAACAUCAUUGACAUUGAAGAAAAUAUCUGGUCACCAAUGUAUGGUCUAAAGGGAUUCAUAGAUGCAACGGUUGAGACAACAUUACCUAAUGAUUCAACUUUUGUUGCACCGCUGGAAUUGAAGACAGGAAAGUUUAAGUCAAUCUCCCAUGAAGCACAAGGUACAAUUUAUAACUUGUUACUCAGCGACAGAUACGAGCUCCCGGUGAACUUUUUCCUUCUGUUCUACACCAAAACUAACGACUUCACGAAACACGAUACCCUAUUACACUCACUUAAACAUUUAAUAGUCCUGAGAAACCACAUCUCAGAAUAUUUGAGACAUGAGCUUUCCGAAGUGACAGAAAACAAGUGGCAAGGGACCACGCUACCCUCUAUCCUAGGAUCUGCAGCGUGUGACAAUUGUUACUCCAAAACGGAAUGCAUGGUCAUAAACAAUCUAUGUGAAGACGGGAGCCCGAAGGAGAGCGGGCUCAAAAAAGGGGAGUAUGAAGCACUAACGGGCCACCUUACUAGCAAUCGACUGAAUUACAAAGAGUUCUAUAUGAGGUACGAGGACCUUAUUGUCAAAGAAGAGUCGAGUCUGAAAGGUAUUAAUAAUGAAAUAUUUUUGAUUGAUAGUAAAACAAGGGAAUCCCUCAGCGGAAAGUGCGUAAGCAAUUUAGUUAUUGUUGCAUCCGAGGAUGACAGUGAAUCUAAGCUUAUUCGGUACACAUUUUGUCGGAAAGAAGGAGCUGCAGAGUCACUUCCUUCAUUAAUUAAUUCUCAACUUUCCAAAAAUGACAUGGUGAUUAUAAGUGAUGAAGCUGGACAUUUUGCGCUGUGCACUGGAAGAGUUGUUUCAAUUUCGACCAUGGAGAUAACCAUAUCAACUUCACGAAGGCUGCAAAGUAAUAAUGUUCGUGCGCCUGGCUUCGAGAAGGGCAGGAAACAAGUGCUGGAGACUGUUCUUAUGCCUUCUAAAUCUGCAAAGUUGGGCCAAAAGUCAAUUACUUAUCGAAUUGAUCGAAAUGAAGUGCAACAAGGACUGGCUCUGGCAAGAUUCAAUCUCCUGAAUCUUUUCUUGCCUUCUGUACCCGAAGGCGCUGUAACUACAGAUCCAUCAACGGGACAGGAGAUUGCGUUCAAGAGGUCUUGGGGCGGUGAUCAGAAAACUCGAGAGAUCGUAGUAGAUGGCAGAACCCCCCGCUUUGUGGCUCCGUCUGAACCGCCGCGUGUUCCUUACGAUGAGGGUUUAAAAUCUAGGUUUAAUGAGGAUCAAUGGAAAGCAUUUGAAAAGGUCAUGCGACUCGAUGACUACGCCUUAAUACUAGGCAUGCCCGGCACUGGAAAAACGACACUUAUUGUUGAGAUAGUCAAAUCGCUAGUUGCUCGUGGAAAAACGAUACUUUUAACGUCGUACACGCAUUCUGCCAUAGAUAAUAUCCUUAUCAAGCUUAAAAACUGUGACAUAGACAUCUGCAGACUAGGUCACAAGCACAGAGUACAUCAAGAGGCGUGGGAGUUUGUUCCCGACUUCACGGAAGCCAGCACUUUCGAAAAAUUCAAAGAGCAAGUAGAAAAACCUUCUGUCGUCGCAACAACAUGCUUGAACAUUCACGAUACCCUGCUGUCGUUAAGAAGUAAAGACUUUGAUUACGUGAUUUUAGAUGAAGCAAGCCAGCUCUCGCUCCCAAUUUGUGUAGGGCCACUUAAGUUCGCCGAAAGAUUUGUGCUUGUGGGAGACCAUUAUCAGCUUCCACCGCUAGUGAAGAACGACGCAGCUCGAGUCGGCGGUUUGGAUUUAUCACUAUUCAAAAUGCUUUGUGAAAAGCAUCCCGACAGUGUAGUGGAGUUGACCCAUCAAUAUCGGAUGUGUGAAGAUAUAAUGACGUUAUCAAAUUACCUCAUAUAUGAUGGGAAGCUCAAGUGUGUGAGCGAGGAGGUUCGUGACCAAAAGCUUGAAAUUCCCCAUAUGGCGGAACUUGAUACUAUGCACGUUCCCGGAAAGCACGGACAGUGGCUUGAUAUUGUUUUAAACAGCGAAAAAAGGGUGGUGUUCUUGGACCACGACAAAUGUCCUGCUUUCCAGGAGAUCGCCGAGAAAGACAACAUCAAAAAUCCGGGAGAAGCCGAACUUGUUUGGCAGUGCGUUGCCGCUAUGGUACGUUGUGGCGUCAGCCGUCGCGACAUUGGUGUUAUGACACUCUAUCGAGCGCAACUACGAAUACUUCGAAAAAUGUUUGAGGCUGAAGAGCAUAACGAGCUUGAAAUUUUGACAGCAGACCAGUUUCAAGGGCGAGACAAACGAUGUGUGAUUAUCUCUAUGGUGCGUAGUAACGACGGUCUUAACGGCGGCUCGCUGCUAAGGGAGCUACGGCGCGUGAACGUCGCCAUGACGCGAGCUAAGUGCAAACUCAUAAUUAUAGGCUCCAAAGCCACAAUAAGCUCUGUGGAAAGCUUGAGAGGAUUCAUGAGUUUAUUAGAGUCGCGUGGCUGGCUGCAUUCACUGCCCCCAGACUGUCUUGAAAGCUACAACAUUCCGCGACCAGCACCGUCGCAGCAUUCCCGAAGAAAGAAGCAAGGCAGUGUGGUUGCCAACAUUACUGCCGAGUCCAAGUUCACUCAAGACAAAUCUGUGCUUCGUGACACCCUGAAUGGUAUGUGA
Messenger RNA from Lachancea thermotolerans CBS 6340, 4620 nucleotides. RefSeq names its product bifunctional ATP-dependent DNA helicase/ssDNA endodeoxyribonuclease DNA2 (gene DNA2). Lineage: Eukaryota; Fungi; Ascomycota; Saccharomycetes; Saccharomycetales; Saccharomycetaceae. The record is from RefSeq and is a predicted model, not a curated record. Gene Ontology annotation, cellular component: cytoplasm. The transcript has a single exon. Bases 1 to 4620 code for a protein of 1539 amino acids. Gene Ontology annotation, biological process: replication fork reversal. Gene Ontology annotation, molecular function: single-stranded DNA helicase activity; 5'-flap endonuclease activity.